Hevea brasiliensis (rubber tree) is the source of this 2581-nucleotide messenger RNA. RefSeq lists its product as uncharacterized. The coding region runs from base 1 to 2466 and encodes 821 amino acids. The transcript is spliced from 3 exons. The record is from RefSeq and is a predicted model, not a curated record. Gene Ontology annotation, molecular function: zinc ion binding. NCBI's taxonomy places the organism in Eukaryota, Viridiplantae, Streptophyta, Magnoliopsida, Malpighiales, Euphorbiaceae.
AUGUCAAUUCCAUCGUUUGCUACCUUAUAUUGGGAUGGAGAAAUUAUUAUUGAUGGUGAAGGCUGCGACUAUUGUGGGGGUUCAUCAACAGUCAUUACCAUUGGUAGACGCAUGGAUUUUGGUACUUUAGGUAUGAAAAUAGUACGUGCAAUUGAUCUUGAAGCUGGGUGUGAAUUUAUAUCGAAUAUCUUUUUCAGACAACCAAUUGAAGGAGAUGGUUCGGUGAAAUGGGAUUGUAUGGGUUUGACUAACGAUGAUGAUGUAAAUAUUAUGUUUAAUUUUAUUGAUGAAAUUGGAGGUAUGUCAUCGAUAGAAUUAUAUAUUGAUAUUUUUCGACCGGAUGCAUCUAGAAAUGUUGUUGAUGAAGCGGGACCAUCAAAUGUUGGUACUAUUGAUGAGGUAGUUGUUCGCUAUCAAUCAUCUGAACUUGAUAGUAGUACGUUUGAGGAUAAUGUUUUGGGGGUUAUCAAUGAAUCUGAAGAUAUUUGUGAACGUCGAUGGGUGUACGAAUCAAACGAAUCAUACUUUUCUGAUAGUCAUAAUUGCCCCAAUAAUGGUGUCGAUGAAGAGGAUUCUGAUGAACAAUGGAUUGAUAGUGAUGAGGCAGACUUCAAUCAGGAUGUUGAGCAUGAUAAUGAGGUAGUAGUCAACUUGCCUUCAUACUAUAACACUCAUGUUGCAAACCCAAUAAUGCCUAUUGUCCAUCCUCCACCUUACUGUGAAUUAGAUUUUUCAUUGCUAACAGUUGAUCCAUGGUCAAAACCGCAAUAUAGUUCAAUGUGGGAUCCAUCGAAUGAGUUUGAAGUUGGAAUGACAUUUCCGUCUAGAGAGGCUGUCCAAAGAGCUGCCAAAGAAUAUCAUUUACUUAGGCACCAUGACUUUUCUUAUGAUGAGACAAAGAUGGAGAAUGCGUAUGCCUCGUCGGAAGGAUCUGAUAUAUGGAAAAUUACUCGAUAUAACGGACCCCAUACAUGUGUUAAUCCAUCAAUCUCACAAGAUCAUAGGCAAUUGGAUAGCAAAUUUUUAUCUGAUUUCAUCCUAGCAAUUGUACGAGAACAGCCAAAUGUGAAGAUAUCUGCGUUACAAGCAGAAAUCAAAGAUAAGGUUGGAUAUAUGCCGAGUUAUCGGAAGAUGUGGAAGGCUAGACACGAUGCAGUUGUUAAGAUAUUUGGUGGUUGGGAGGAAUCUUUUACAAGAUUGCGUCAAUUCAUGCUUGCGUUGUGCAAACACAACCCCGAUUCUUCGUUCUUGAUUGAAGAUGACCCUCUGUUUGUUAAUAAUAAAUUAAAACCUGAGAAUCGGGUUUUCGAUAGGAUGUUUUGGGCAUUCAAACAAACAAUUGAAGGUUUCAAGCACUGUCGGCCAGUUAUUUUUAUAGACUCCACAUUUUUAUAUGGAAAGUACAAAGGGUGUUUAUUUUGUGCUACGGGACUGGACGGCAAUAACCAUAUUUUUCCUAUUGCAUGGGCAAUAGUUGAUUGUGAAAAUACAAGGAACUGGGAUUGGUUCAUGUCUUGUUUACGGGUGUUUGUGACUGAUCGUUCUGAUAUUUGUGUUAUAUCAGACAGACAUAUUGCCAUUAAAAAAGCAAUGCAGCAAGAUUGGUGGCAGCCUCCUAAUGGACAUCAUCGAUACUGCUUAAGACACGUACUGAGCAAUUAUAACACGAAGUUUAAAAAUCCUGACAUGAAAGAAGCUCUCCGAAAGGCAGCUCACCAAAUUCAGAAAAAGAAAUUUUUUGAUGCCAUGGACACAAUCAAGAGCGAGCAUCCAGAUACAUUUGAAUGGGCCAGAAAUAUACCAUUGGAGAAAUGGACACGUUCUCAUGAUGGAGGAAAAAGGUAUGGCUCCAUGACAACCAAUACCGUUGAGUCAGUUAAUGGAAUGCUUAAGGGGAUUCGUGCACUACCAAUAACUACAAUGGUAGAGAAAAUAUUUUUCCAAUGUGUCCAAUAUUUUGACACACGCCGCACGACCUUCCGCGAACAAUUGCAGUUGGGCUUCAACUUAACACCGGCAUGUCGUCAAAUUUUGAAUGAAAAUUUGAAUGAAGCAAACUCACUUAAUGUUCGAUUAUUUAAUCGCGAUUGUGGUGAAUUUGAAGUUUGGAAGGAUAGAACUGGGGACAACCACAUCGUCAAACUUUAUGAGAGGACAUGCACAUGCGAGAAGUUUCAAGAGAUACGUAUUCCAUGUUCUCAUGUCAUAGCAGCAUGCCAAUCAAUGUCAAUUAAUUAUGAGCAAUACGUUUCAAAUUAUUAUACAUUGGAACGAACGCUUAAGUGCUAUGAGUGGCAGUUUCAUGCACUUGGACAUCAUGAUGAUUGGCCAACAGACAAUGAUCCAAUCCUUGUACCUGACCCAAAUCGGAAAAGGUCUAAAGGAAGACCAACUUCUUUAAGGAAGAUGAAUGAAAUGGAUUGGAUGGUGAUUCAAAAGAGAGGGGAUCCGUCUAAAAUCCAUUGAAGGACACUAUUUUCAAAUACUUUGUAUUAUUAUCAUAAAUUGUUGGACAUAGUUUUCAUUAUUAUGUUUUCAUUUUAUGUGUAUUAUUACCCCCCCGUUGUUAGGUUACGUACUU